GUCAAAAAUAUGAAAGAAAUGUCAAUUGUCAAUCUUGCUUGGUGAUCUUGUUGGAAAAUGAUGCCGGCAAUGGCGAAACUACAGUUUUGUGUUUUAUUUUUAGUUUAUGUGGCUUCACAAUGCGGUGGUGCAAAUGUAGACGUAGUUUCCAGUGCUAUAACUGUAAAGAACGUGGAUCGAACCAUCGAUAUCUCGUCUCAGCUUGUAAAAAUUAAUUCGAAAAUAACCUUUGAAAAUACAGGCAAAUCGCCGGUUAAAAGCUUCCUUUUAGCGGUAGAGAGCUCAAGCAAAUCAAAAUUAGCUUUCAUUGGUGGUAAGGACAGCAACAACAAAGAUCUCCGCCUCGUCGAGACUACUGUGAAAGGUUAUGACAAUGCCAAGUUUUGGCGUGUCGACUUGAAAGAAUCCAUCAAUGCUGGUUCCACGGCGUCUGCAGUUGUUGAAACUGUGUAUAGCAAAGCGUUGCAGCCAUACCCAACAGCGAUAACACAACAAGAAGAACAGUUGGUGAAGUAUAUCGGCAACUUAUACUUCUACUCUCCAUAUCCAGUUACAUCUCAGAAAACUAACGUAAUAUUGAAUACAAAGACGGUCGAGAACUUUACUAAAGUCAAACCAUUCUCACAGUUAGAUGGCACGAUCGCAUACGGACCAUAUACCAAUACUGCUGCGUUUACAGAGAAAGAACUGCUCGUCCACUAUAAGAACAACUCCCCAUUUUUGACUGUUACACGUUUGGAGAGAUUAAUUGAGGUUUCACACUGGGGUAACAUUGCUGUGGAGGAGACAAUUGAAAUUGAACACACGGGUGCCAAGCUUAAAGGUCCAUUCUCCAGAUAUGACUACCAACAAGACCACCACAGUGGCCCAGCCAGUGUGCGAUCAUAUAAAACCUUGUUACCAGCAUCAGCCUCAGAUGUCUACUACAGAGAUACUAACGGUAACAUUUCUACCUCCAACAUGAAAGUGAAGAAAGACUCUGUUGAACUGGACUUGAGACCCAGAUAUCCCUUAUUUGGUGGUUGGCGAUCACACUACACACUCGGAUACAAUGUACCAAGCUAUGAGUACUUGUACUAUUCUGGCAAUGAGUAUUUACUGAAGAUGAGAGCAGUUGACCAUGUUUUUGAUGAUAUGCAAAUAGAUGAAUUGGUCACAAAGGUUAUUCUGCCUGAAGGAACAACAAAUAUAAAGGUCAACUUCCCAUUCUCAGUGACCAAGCUUCCGGACAGUUUACACUACACAUAUUUAGAUACUAAAGGUCGCCCUGUCAUCACUUUCUCUAAGAACAACAUUGUAGAGAAUCACAUACAAGAUUUUCAGCUUCGCUACACAUUCCCACGUAUUCUAAUGUUACAGGAGCCUCUAUUAGUUGUAGGUUUCCUAUUUGCCUUAUUCUUGUGUGUUAUUAUUUAUAUGAGAUUAGAUUUCUCUAUCCAUAAGUCUGAACAUCCUCACAAGGAUUAAAACCUUUUCCAAAAAGGGCGAUAUUCAAACACUAAAUUGCAUUUUUAGUUGCACAAAAUUUCAUUUUAACAUUUAUAUAACACUAGCGGAUGCCCACAACUUCUUUAAUCUGGCCCUAUUGCAAAAUCUGUUCUUAGUGGAUACCUAGUAACUAUAUACUACCUCCCUGCCAAAUUUAUCGUUGUACGUCAAGCGUUUUUCGAGAUUUUGUGAUGAGUGACCUUUCGCAUUUAUACAUUAAGAUAUUACGAAAUAACUUUGCUUUGUAUCCAGUAGAAAAAAGCUAGACAUACCGAACUAUUAACUGACUUGUUAAAAAUCCUUUGUGCUAUCUAGAUGCAAUAUUUGUGCAAAUUUCGCCCUUCUUGGUCAAAUGCUUAGUAUAAUUAAUUAUUAUGUAAGUCUACCCUGAAGCUAUGUGAUAUCUCAUUACAUCUUAUUAAAUAACAUUGCAUUUCAGUCCUAUAAUUUUGUUUAGACAAUAAUAAAAAUGGGUAGUGUAUCACAGUUUGCAUGGGUUUACAGUUUUGAAAUAAAAUUGCACUUAUUUUAAUAUUUUUAAUUUAAAUGUUGAGAAUAAAAAUAUCAUAUAAUUUAAA
Bicyclus anynana (squinting bush brown) is the source of this 2066-nucleotide messenger RNA. Its product is annotated as dolichyl-diphosphooligosaccharide--protein glycosyltransferase subunit 1. The transcript has a single exon. Bases 58 to 1467 code for a protein of 469 amino acids. Lineage: Eukaryota; Metazoa; Arthropoda; Insecta; Lepidoptera; Nymphalidae. The record is from RefSeq and is a predicted model, not a curated record. Gene Ontology annotation, cellular component: membrane; oligosaccharyltransferase complex.